GUUGGUGACUAUCAGACGCGAGUUGGACUGGACCUCUAUCUGUUCAUGAGUCUAAAGGCAGGUUUCUGUGUCAUGGAGAGAUGACUACAGCCAUAUUUUCAGCGAUAAAUAUCCUCACGAAACCUCUCGGAGAGUCUGUCCGUGAUGCCCAGUCGUCCCAGCAGGAGGCGCUCCUGGCAGCACUGCAGGCCAACAGAGCCCUUCUCCUGCAGCAGCUCCACAGUGAGAAGAGCUUUGAGGAAGUGAGGAGGCUCCGAGAUGAGGCGAUGUCCGAGGCACACUGGUUCUCCAAUAACACAGAGGACCCAACAUGGGCGUUUGUUCAGGAAUGUCUCCUCCUGUUGCUCACCUUAACACGACACAUUUCUUCUGAGCUGGAGCUGUUCAACCAAAGCCCUGCUCCACCCACCAAAGCUCGUACACCUGAGGCAGCUCCGCCUCUACCUCCUGAUGUCCUUAGUGUUUCUCAGCAGAAAACGCUUGGAGGUGCCCUACAGUUUGUGGUCUCCCUGGGGCUGUGUCCCUACCUGGCUCUGGGGGUCGGGGUGCCACUGGGUCGAAGGUCAGCCUUUGGGGCCAUGGUAGAAAAGGUGGUCCACGGUGGCAGACUGCAGGGAGCCGGACGGCGUCUUCUGACCACCACAAACGUCCUAUUGCAGAUGGCAGAGUUGUCGUCACUGGCCACGCUAGUGUUCACUCGGCAUCUGGGGGAUGUGAUGGCAGCUCUGAGUCAGCUUGGAUUUCAGCCACAAAGAGCAGACAGAGGAGGCACCGAGGAAAUGGAGCUGAAUGUGGAGGAGCGUCGAACAUGCAGGGAGGCCCUCAGGAGCAUUCUGGGAAAAGUCUAUCAGCCAAUAGUUAUCAAGGAGCUGCUGAUCCUCCAAGGUGGACCCAAGCAGUCUGGUCCAGCAGGAGGCUCUGGGGGCUCCAGUAGGGCAGGUCUGGGAUCAGCUCCGGCCUGGCUGAGGCGUCUGUGUGGUCAGCUUCUGUCUGAGCGCCUCAUGCAGCCUCAGGGCGUCCAUGCUGUUGUCCGAGCAAUCCUGGAAGGAGGAGCAGGGGGCGACUCAGACUGGAGGAAAUGUGACAGUGUGGCCAGAAUCCUGGUGGCCUGUCCUCAACAGUCUACCUCAGAGGACAGCUACUACAGACAAGUGUGUCCUCAGAUCCUUGACCUCUUGCAUUUCAAAGACAAACUGACCGCCCUGCAGUUUCAACGUGUGGCCACCAGGGCGGUGCUCUCGAUGGUGCAGGAAAAGCUCAGUUUUGCUCAGCAGUACCUGCUCAGUCCUCUGCUUGCACCGCUCCAGCGCUGCAGCGCUGCCUCCGAUGUGGCUCCUUCCCAAGAUGCAGUGGAGGAGUGGGAACUGACCCGCUGUGUGGAGGAUGUGUACAAGGUCUGGGUGGUCGGGAACAGUCCAUCAACUUCUCUCCUCAGAGCUUUGGAAGAUGUUCUACCUGUCGUCUUCACACUCUUCUGUUUUACCAAGCAGUCUGUCUCACACCUACGCGCCCCCUGUCAGGAGGUUUUACUGUGGUACCUGAGCCACUCAGACACAGGUCCAGCUCUGUCGGUACUGAAGCAGCUCUCAGGCCUUCAGGUCCAGAAGAACGACGUCCCAGCUGACUUCCACUUCAGGCCCGGCAGUGAUGGAGGCGUUCGACUGAGCUCCAGACAGAACUGCAGUGAUGAGGAUGAUGCUCUGUAUGAGAAGCUGUCAGGGGAGCAGUGGAGGCUGGAGUGUGUGAUGCAUCUGCUGGCUGAGCUCAGAGACAGCGACCUGCCUGGACACUUAUUCCUGGACCUUUUACAGGAGCUGACCGGCUGGGCGGCGGCGGAUGAGGAGGACAAGGAUGAAGGUGAGCUGGAUGUGUCAUCCAUGACAUUGCUGGAGGUGGAGCAGCAGCUGACGGGCGACGCUGAGAGGCGAGGCCGUCGAUUGGCUCUGCUUCAGGCGCUGGCGAUGAUGGUUGAGUCUCUGCCGCACACGAUACUGCUGAGGAAAACAGCACAGGUGGUCGGCUUCAUUGUGACAUUGCUACAGAGAGCCUGUGUGAGCCUGAAUAAGGCCCAUGGUCCUGAUGAUGAGAACCCAAUAGAGAGUCAGACGCUGAAUGGAAUGGGUCUGGUGGCCACCAUUCUGUCUGGACCUCAGCUCAGUUCAGACGACUAUCGUUGUAUGUCAAGGCUGCUCUCACCGUUACAGACUUUAUCUGAGGAGCACCCUGAGGUGUUCAUUCAGGAACUGGCUUCAAACCUCAGAGUGGUAAUUGCCACGCAUGGUGCCUACAUGCCUGAUGACCUCACUGCUGCCGCCGCUGCUGCUGCUCCACACUCCCAAAAGUCUGAACCAGCAGAAAACACCACCAGUGUACAUUGUAAGAAAAAACAAAAGAUUCAGACUGAGGUCUGUGAUCCACCUCAGUCUUCUUCUGAUGUAAACACACCCAGUAAUACUAACUCGAAGCCAGCAUCUGCUGCACCUGGAGGAAAAGGUGGAGUGAGGAGUUCAGGUACUGCUGCCUCUUGCCCUGCUACCAAGCCCUUCUCUGAUUGGCUACUAGAGGCAUGUGACCCGGAUGUUCCAACAAAAGCAUUUGCUCUUAGAGGCCUGACUCAGAUGGUGCAAAAUGGAAACCCAGAGGCUGUCCAGGCACAGGAGAAGGUCCUCAUGCUCUUUUUAGAAAACCUGGAGCAUGAAGACUCGUUCAUCUACCUUUCAGCUAUUCAAGGUUUGGCUGCUCUGGCUGAUUCCUACCCCGAGAGGAUCCUGGACCGACUGCUCAAAGACUUCCAACAUGGCCCCUCCCUCUCCACGUCAGACCAGGAGCGCUCUCUGGAGACCCGGCUUAAAGUGGGAGAGGUCCUGAUGAGGGCGAGCAGAGCGAUGGGGGAGCUGGCGCCCCACCUGGGCCGUCCCCUGGUGGGCGUCUUCCUGCGUGGGACCAGGGACCCGGACCAGAGCGUGAGGACCAGCAGUCUGUCCAACCUGGGUGAACUCUGUCAGAGACUGGACUACGCACUGGGUCCCCUGGUUCAGGAGCUGAGUUCAUGUCUGACGGCUCUGAUAAAGACAGAGAAGGAGGUGGAGGUGAGGAGGGCGGCCGUCCACGUCAUCACGCUGCUGCUGCGAGGCCUCAGCGACAAAACCACACAGGUUCUCAGUGAUGUUCUGUUGGAGCUGUACCGGGCCUUGAAGUGGGUGGUGCGUUCUGACUCAGAUGACGUGGCCGUGCUCCACGCCCAGCUUGCCUUGGAAGAGCUUGAUGACGUCAUGAGGAGAUUCAUCUUCCCUGAGCAAAAACUGGAGAAGAAGAUCGUCGUCCUGCCGUAGAGCGUCGGUGUCUGUGGACGGUACUAUUUCUGCCUCCGUCUGAUGUGGAUGAUACUUCAGUAAUAUGGACCUAACAGUCAAACAUCAACAAUGACACACACUGGAGAUCUGGACUCAGAACCGCCAUUAGUCCAUUCAUAAAAUAAAGGUCUAAAAUAAAUCUCCUGAAAUCUGGUUUUACAGCAGUGGAGUCAAACUCAUAUUAGUUCAUGUUCCACAUUCAGACCAAUAGGAUCUAAAGUGGAUCAGACCAGUAAAAUAAUGACAGAAUAACCUGUAAAUGAUGACAACUCAAAGUUUUUCUCAAAAAAAAAAAAAACAUUACAUUUUGCAAAUAGUAACAUCUACACACUAUCCAAC
Molecule: messenger RNA, 3692 nt
Organism: Sphaeramia orbicularis (orbiculate cardinalfish)
Lineage: Eukaryota; Metazoa; Chordata; Actinopteri; Kurtiformes; Apogonidae
Gene: tango6
Product: transport and golgi organization 6 homolog (Drosophila)
Biological process (GO): protein secretion
Source: RefSeq, a predicted model, not a curated record